Molecule: messenger RNA, 1368 nt
Organism: Pyricularia pennisetigena
Lineage: Eukaryota; Fungi; Ascomycota; Sordariomycetes; Magnaporthales; Pyriculariaceae
Exons: 3
Coding region: 1-1368 (455 amino acids)
Source: RefSeq, a predicted model, not a curated record
AUGCGCCUCAUCGCCCAUGCAAUCGUGCUGGCCCUGCUGGUGGUGCCGCUUCUCUGCAGCGUUGUCCAGGCGCGGGACGGUCUCCAGGACAUGGAAGUCGAUGAUGGCUUUGCGCCGCAGUGGUAUCCUAUAGAUGCAAUCUACAAGCGCCAGAGUAAUGUACCCAAUUGCGGUCGAACGUCGCACUCGUGCCUGGACGUGAAUGGUACCGAAACCAGUUGCGCCUUCGAUACCUAUGAGUGCAACGCCACGACGACAAGGACGACGGGCACGAUCACUUCAACGUCUACAUACUCGGCGUGCUGUCCAAGAGGAUGCUCUACCAGCUCCUUCCGAUGCCCACAGGAGAUGGGUAACGGCUGCUGCGCAUAUGGUGAAGUUUGCGCAACAUCGGCCUGCCUAAAGUUCCCGACUGCUGUGCCCAACGGCUUCCUCCCGCAGGCCACAACCGAAUGCUCCAGCAACCAAGUCUCAUGUCCCAGCUCCUUCGGAGGCGGCUGCUGCGAGCGCGGGCGGACAUGCACCGUCGUCGACAGCAGCGCCUUGUGCGGCGUUGCCCCGCCGAAUACCACUCCGACGAACGCGCCGAGACCGUCCCCCGAGCCUGCCGAGGGUGGAGGGGGCAUGAGCACGGCGGUCAGGGCGGGGAUAGCAGCCGGGGUCGUGAUCGGAGCCGCCGUAGUGAUCGGCGUCAUCACUUGGAUGUGCCUCCGCAAGCGUAGGCGUGGGACCACCGUCACGCAAACCAUGAGCCAGACCGCCACCAGCCGGCGCUCAGGGCGCAACUCGAUCCCGCUCAUGGUCGGCGGCGGCGGCCACGGGCAGCACAGCAUCACCGGCGCCGGGAGCGACCGCGGCGCCAUGUCGGUCUCGGCGUCCGAGGGCGGCGGUCGGGGCGUCGGGUCGACGGCUGACUACUUUGGCCCGGACGCCGUCGUCGGGCCGUACACGGACACAGACGUCGGCAGCCUCCAGACGCGACGGACCACGCCGGGUCUCGACAGAGGGGUUCCGCUCGACCCCAUGAGCCCCAGCCACAUCGUCGCGCCGGUCGAGCUAGAUCCAGACAGCAACCGCAGUAGAGCCCUGAGCGCCAGCAACCUGUCGGCCAUGUCCCCCGGGUCGAGACAGUCGUACCUGGACGCGAGGAGCCAGCUGCACCUCACGACGCCUCCCAUAGCCGAGUCUACUGAAGGCAGGUAUGAGCUGUACGGCUCUACGCAUGGGCCUGCCCAGCUUGGGCCCGAUGGACCUCAGCAAGAGACGCCGUACGAAGCCUACCUGACGCCACUGGAAACCCCGGGCAACUACAUGGGACAGGACCCGCUUGGGCAUCAACAAGGAGGUCAGAGACGAGACAAGGGUUGA